UCACUUUUUCGUAACGUAAUCUAGUAAGUUCGCACAUACCUUCACCCACUGCCUUGCCCGCCCUCUUGUUUCGACAACACCAACUCAACCGCAACCUCAAUUUCACCUGUUGCUCGGGAGGUCGCCAUACUUCCUACCGCAUAUCGCCCAUGUCUGAUGCCUCCAAACACACAGAUACAAAUCUUGAUCCCAUUUCUAUUGCUCGCCUCUCUGUGCGACAUUCCACUUCUGUACAACAUUUCACCGAAACCUCGCAUCUCCCUUGUCUCCAACUGCCGUAUCACGUCUCCAACCUGAAGAACAAACACUGCCAGCAUCGCCGUCUCUGCAUCUUUGCGUCCCUCCUUCCCUUCGUCUGAGCAUCUCAUCAUCUAACUUGGCAACUACUUCAGUACGGAAAGGAGGCUGUGGCUUGUUCCCUCUCCCGCCCACUUGAUCGUUCACACGGCAUAGCCGCACGCCUCUUCUGCCAGGCCACACUACGAUCGAUCCACAACUAGCCUCUUUUUCGUCCAUAACUAGCUGCACCGUGAACUACCCCACGACCGACCGCUAUGCUCUAGCUGUCGGCGCUGAAGAUUACAUCAGAACACUACACAUCCAGUCGCAAACCCCUCUCAUGAAUUCAUAAUAGAGGCGAGCCCUGCCUUCAGCCAUCAUGACGCAACCACUUACUGCAGAAGAGGAAGUCCGCUACACUGAGAUCAUCGAUGGGAUCCUAGCUACAGCUGACCUCGAGACCGUCACUCGCAAAAAGAUUCGACUUGGACUUCAAGCUGAGUUAGGAGGCAGGGACUUGGAUGCGCAAAAGGAUGCCAUCAAAGCGCUCAUUGAACAGCGUUUUGAUGCGAUAUCGGCUGCUGCCGCUCCGGCCGACACGGUAGUCCAUGACUCGAAUCAUCCACCCUCUAAUGGUUACACGAAUGGCGAUGACUACGUUACCAAAGACGAGUCUGACGUGAAUGGUGGCGAAAUCAAGGUUUCGACACAACCGCCAAAGAAGAAGCCACGUAAAGAGCAGAGCACAGAUACCGAAGACGCUGAUGCUAAGUUAGCUGCUUUGCUCCAAGCACAGGAGAACCAGCGAACACGGACCACGCGUGGCGGGGGGGCUAAAGCCGCACCGAAGAAAAAGAAGGCAGCCCCCAAGAAGAAGAGUGAGAAGAGAGUCCGGUCAGAAGACGAUAGUGACGUGAAUGGCAGUGACGGUUCUAGCCCCAAGAAGCGUAAGGCCGGGGGAGGAUUCCAGAAACCUUUCAAUCUCAGUUAUCCUCUAGCAGAACUAUGUGGUGAACCUCAGCUAUCUCGCCCCCAAGUUGUCAAGAAGCUAUGGGCACACAUAAAAGAGCACCAGCUCCAAGACCCCAACGACAAGCGCCAGAUUCUAUGCGAUGAGAAAAUGCAAGCGGUCUUCAAGGUUGCCAAGGUUGACAUGUUUCAGAUGAACAAGCUCGUUGGCAACCACUUAUACCCCGUUGAAGAGGCGGCCUAGCCUAAGACGAUCUAUCCCAUGGGUACAGAGAGUCUCUUGCACUAUGAAUGUGCGAUGGCGUGAACGUCACUGUACCUACCUCUGGGCCAUGUAAUAGGCGGUGGCAGCCUUGACUUGGCUUGGUGUUUGGUUCCGCCCAACGUAAGCUGCCCCCUACACACCUAUACACGGUGGCGACGGUCAUCGGAGAAUCAAAUUUGACGGGUUACUUAAUGAGUCUGCAAAGCAUGGCGUUUUCAUAGGCAGGCUGGUGAUACAUCCUGCGUAGUUGGCGUAGAUCUAUCUAAUCCAGCAGGUAUGGUAUGGUAUGGUACGGGAUGGGAGGAUACGGUAUGGUAGGGUAGGGUAGGGUAGGGUAGGGUAUAGGUUAUUCAAAAUCUAUUAUGAAUUGACGAAUGUUGAAAUAGCCAAAUGGCUGAGUACUUGCUCGGACUAUCUAUUAGUAUCUUGAAUUAAAGGAAUGCUCAUAGCUUUGGACUGCCUCUCGCUGAUUGCGAAAAUGUUCAUGUGUAGUUACUAUGUAGGUCUGACGAGUGAGUCAGCAAGCCUUGGCUAUCAGCCAACCCGGGUUAAAGCUUAAAAGUCAAGCUUUCAUGACUAAUACUUAAAAUACACAAAUCGAACAAAGUUUCUAGAUUUAGGUUUCCUGGUUGGUACUUAUGAUUGAGUUAGAAGCGCGUCCACUUGUGAAGUUUUCAGAUGUUUAAC
Messenger RNA from Xylaria bambusicola, 2200 nucleotides. Its product is annotated as DEK C terminal domain-containing protein. Gene Ontology annotation, molecular function: RNA polymerase I cis-regulatory region sequence-specific DNA binding. The coding region runs from base 659 to 1492 and encodes 277 amino acids. NCBI's taxonomy places the organism in Eukaryota, Fungi, Ascomycota, Sordariomycetes, Xylariales, Xylariaceae. Gene Ontology annotation, cellular component: nucleus; RNA polymerase I upstream activating factor complex. The transcript is spliced from 4 exons. The record is from RefSeq and is a predicted model, not a curated record. Gene Ontology annotation, biological process: nucleolar large rRNA transcription by RNA polymerase I; transcription initiation at RNA polymerase I promoter.